AUGAAAUACAUCCAUUUUUGGGCUCCGGUUAUGAAAUGGUCGUUGGUUGGUGCUGGUUUCGGAGAUAGCACAAUAUGGAGUCGUUAUUCGAUGGUUAUUAUACCAAAAAAUUAUAUGUUAUUUGCGGUUAAUAUUUUUCUCUCAUUUGUGGGAGGUCAGCAACUUGCCAGAAUUGCCUAUUAUCGUUAUACACAUCCGGAAGAACCAAAAAAAAAUUGA
Molecule: messenger RNA, 219 nt
Organism: Didymodactylos carnosus
Lineage: Eukaryota; Metazoa; Rotifera; Eurotatoria; Philodinida; Philodinidae
Source: the annotation of a GenBank genome assembly